Molecule: messenger RNA, 627 nt
Organism: Cladocopium goreaui
Lineage: Eukaryota; Dinophyceae; Suessiales; Symbiodiniaceae
Source: the annotation of a GenBank genome assembly
AUGUCUCUGAAAAUCCUUGUUCCUUUUCCAGUCAGAGGUGAUCUAGUUCCGUUUGUCCCACCAGAUGCGGCAGCUGCGUUUCCUGCAGUGCGCUCCAAAGAGUCUGGCGUGCUUCACAGCUUCUACUCAGGUCGGUCAGGUGCACCCAAUGCCGGUGUUCCAAUGCCUGGGGUCCACCCUCCUCGCCCUCUGAGCCUCGGCCUUGAGGGUCUCCAGGACGGCGACAGCCGCUCAGCGGCGGCCGGAGACCUUCAACCUGCAGCUGAAUCGGAGGCACAACAGCGUAAUAGCCUGAUACUCCACGGGUCCCGGGUGCAUUGCUUUUGCUGUGCUGUUGCCAAGAUCUUGGCCAGCCAUGAGCCUGAAGAGGUGCUUGAACUCUGUGCGCAGCACUUGGCCCAGUUCGACAUGGUGAAUCUCCCCACCUCGUGGGGUCACCCAGUGCUUCGGCCUGCGCCUGCGCCUGUGGUGUUUGCGACCGCCGCCAGGCUGCAGUGCCUGGCACGGAUGUCGGUCGAUCCUUCAGAUGCGCCCCAUGACCUUCUGAUCAACGUGCCAUGGCUUGAUGGUCACGACGCACAUUUUGGCUCGCAGGCAGCUAAAACUUGCAGCAUCUCAACGCUUUAG